Microplitis mediator is the source of this 2968-nucleotide messenger RNA. Its product is annotated as aristaless homeobox protein-like. Gene Ontology annotation, molecular function: RNA polymerase II transcription regulatory region sequence-specific DNA binding; DNA-binding transcription factor activity, RNA polymerase II-specific. The transcript is spliced from 3 exons. Gene Ontology annotation, biological process: regulation of transcription by RNA polymerase II. The record is from RefSeq and is a predicted model, not a curated record. Bases 308 to 1087 code for a protein of 259 amino acids. NCBI's taxonomy places the organism in Eukaryota, Metazoa, Arthropoda, Insecta, Hymenoptera, Braconidae.
GGGAGAGGCCGACAAAAUGUAUAUGAAGAAAAAAGAAGAAAAAAAAUUUACCGAGCAUUUGAACGAUGGCUACGAGUAGUGCGUUACCAACUCGUCAUUCAAUUACUCAUAACUAUUUACUUUCGGGUAUUUUAAUUUAAUUAGUCACGUUUUUGCACUUCAGUUAUUAUUCUAAUUAUUAAUUUUUUUGCUAAUAAGAGGGGGUAAUUUUUUUUUAAUUAAAUACCGGUUAGUAACCGGUAGUAAAAAUUGAAAGACGGAUCAUCAAGAGCAAGAUAGCAGUCUCGGAGAAGACUUUUUUCCGGCGAUGGACCUCAAGGCCGAAGAUGAUGAGAAUGUCGUCGAAACACGUGAACUUUAUUUAGUGAAUGCGAAUAAUCCGCGAGAUUCUUUAGUGUCGACGGACGUUAUUGUCAGUGAUAACGGUAAUGAAGACAUAAAUAAUGACUUGACAUCGAGUACUAUCGCGGGUCUGAUGGCUGGACAAUCGGCCGUUUGUUUCCCCACUAAAUUCACAUAUGAUUUUUCACCGAGCCCUGGUAGUGAAGAACGUCAUCAAAUAACAAUUGGUGUUGGGAAAAGAAAACAACGAAGAUAUCGUACAACAUUUACAAAUUUUCAAUUAGAAGAACUAGAGCGCGCAUUUCAAAAAACACAUUAUCCAGAUGUUUUUUUUCGAGAAGAACUUGCACUGAGAAUACAAUUAACUGAAGCUAGAGUUCAGGUAUGGUUUCAAAAUCGUCGAGCUAAAUGGCGUAAGCAAGAGAAACAAUGCAAAGUCGGUAUGUCAUCACAUAUAACGGAAACUUGUCAAGAAGUACAGCAACAUCAUCAACAGGCACAUCAUCAUCACCAUCACCAUCAUCAUCACCAGCAGCCACAGGGCACCGAUCAGUUAUUGUUGGAAGCUCCACUAGGCAGCCCUCCGCCAAUUUAUUUGGGUAUGGAGUGGGCGGGUUUUUCUCCAUUCACAAAUGUCACCACAACAUCACCGCUCAUUAUUAAUGGGUUAAAUAAACCACCAGAGAGUGAUGAUAAUCCACUUUUAGAUCCUGAUUUAUUGCAACUAAAAACACCGCGAUCAUAAGUGCACUUUUUUUUUACUUAUUAAUAAUUUUAUUUAUUUAUUUAUUUAAAAUAGUUUAAUCGUUGAUACUGAGGUUUAAGUAGAACUAAGUAAGACUCUAGUCAAAAUAAUUUUAUCUUAAGAAAUUUGUUUAGUAUACAAAAGAAGGUGAGAUAUAAUGGAGCAGUGCGUAAAUUUUUAAAAAUUAAUUAAUUUACUGUUGCAAAAAAUUUUGUAAUCAAUGAAAAUUGUUAUUUUAUUUAUUUAUAAUUGAAUAAAAAAAAUAGCUAUCGUAAAAAUGACAUAUUUUGUGUAAAAAAUUAUCAGCUUUCAGAAAAAAAAUUAUUUGAAUUUAUUAAAAAUUGAGGGUAAGGCCAAGAAACUUUUUCUUUAUUUUUAAAAGCUUCCGGUUAUUGAAAAUAAAAAAAUUAAUAUUUUUAUCAAAAGGAAUUUAAAAAAAAAAUUGUGGUCUUAAAAUGAAUCAGUGAAUUAUAAUAUAAAUAAUAGACUGGGCGAAAAAAUCGACUUUUUUUUCGAUACUGUGAAAAUAUUAUUUCUGAUGGGCAAAAAAAAUUAUUGUGCAAGUUUGAGCCCUUGAUAUUAAGAGGUGAAUCGUUACGACUAUUAGUUUUUUGACAGAAAUUACAUUUUUUACCCAAAACUCGUAAAUCAUCUAUCUGAAAAAUUUGAGCAAUGUAUUUUCUUAAAGGAAAUUGAAUUCCCUACAAAAAAUCUCUCUUAGUAAAUUGACGUAAAACGAGUUGUAACCGUGCCUUAAAAAUUGAUUUGUUUUUUAAAUUCUUUGUUUCUAUUUUUGAUUUUUGUAUCUACUAGAAAUAUUAAAAUUUUUUUUAGUCAAGAUACAUAUUCUUGAAGGAAAUUUAAUGCUCUACAAAAAAGGUCUCUUAAUAUUUUUUGCUAAAUUCACUCCUUCGAAAGUUAUUCAAGGUUGAAGUUGAGUCAAAACGACUUCAAUAACCUGAAUAACUUUCGAAGGAGUGAAUUUAGCGAAAAUUGUUAAAAGACCUUUUUUGUAGAGCAUUAAAUUUCCUUCAAGAAUAUGUAUCUUGACUAAAAAAAAUUUUAAUAUUUAUAGUAGUUACAAAAAUCCAAAAUAGAAACAAAGAAUUUAAAAAACAAAUCAAUGUUUUAGGCACGGUUACAAGAAAACAACUCGUUUUACGUCAAUUUACUAAGAGAGAUUUUUUGUAGGGAAUUCAAUUUCCUUUAAGAAUGUACAUUGCUCAAAUUUUUCAGAUAGAUGAUUAUCGAGUUUUGGGUAAAAAAUGUAAUUUCUGUCAAAAAACUAAUAGUCGUAAUGAUAAACCUCUUAAUAUCAAUAUUAAGGGCUCAAACUUGCACAAUAAUUUUUUUUGCUCAUUAGGAAUAAUAUUUUCACAGUCUCGAAAAAAAAAUAGUCGAUUUUUUUGCCCCAGUCUAAUAAAUAAAAAUAUUUUAAUUACUUAGCAAUAAAAAUAGUAAAUUACACGUAGAUAAUUGUCUAGACCCAAAGGCGGGUAGAAUGGCGCAUGCGCUAAUUUUUAUAAUUUUUUUUUUUCAUGAAAGACAGAAACAAUUUUCUUCCCUCUAAACAGGGCAGGAAUAUAAACGUUCGCCGCAGAUAUGAAGGAAAAUAAUUAAAAGUUUUCUCUUCACUGGCUCCGUAAUACGUCACCUUCUUCUAUAUAAAUAAUAAUAAUAAAGUAAUAUAAAUAUAAAUAUAUAACAGAUAAACAAAUAGAAUAAAAUAGUAACGUUUUCUUUAUUUCAAUGUGCAUAUAUUACAUUUUUUAAAUUGUUUAUUUUAUUUUAAUUAUUUAUUAUAAUUAAUUAAUUAAUCAACCGAUUAAUCAAUUAAAUAUUGUUAACUAAUCAAUUUGUAAUAUAAAAUUAAUUAAUUAA